Molecule: messenger RNA, 1050 nt
Organism: Beta vulgaris subsp. vulgaris (sugar beet)
Lineage: Eukaryota; Viridiplantae; Streptophyta; Magnoliopsida; Caryophyllales; Amaranthaceae
Exons: 1
Coding region: 1-1050 (349 amino acids)
Source: RefSeq, a predicted model, not a curated record
AUGGCAGGGGCAACCUUCACACAUUUCAACGCCCCCAGCAAAUGGGACGCACGACAUGUGAUCAACGAACGUUACCCGAGGAACGGUAAUCGUGACGCCCGAGAAGUCCUGAACGAAAAGCGGGGGCAGUCAAGAACGAGAAGUUCUCCUCCCAACCCUAACCGGGAGCAGAGGGAACCUCGAGAGAGGGAACCUUGGGAGAGGAAACCCCGAGAGAGGGAACCUCGGGAGAGGGAACUUCGGGAAAGGGAACCUCGAGAGAAAGAGCCCCAAGAUCAAAGAGAGCCUCGCAAAGAGAAAGAGCCUCGGCAUCGAUGGGGCCAUAGACAAUGGGCUUCGAGCUCCGAGUCGAGUCAAGAGUCGGAAGUGCAGAUGGGGAACCUAGGUCUCUCCACGCCCUUCGACGAAAACAUCAUGAGGGCUCUCACCCCUCGAAAGGUUAAGGUUCCCCCUAUCGAUCAUUACGAUGGGACCACUGACCCCAUCGACCACCUUGUCGCCUUCAAAGCGCAAAUGAGUGUCCAGACUAGCAGUGAGGCGGCAUGGUGCAAGUUCUUCCCGACCACUCUAAAGGGCUUGGCCUUAACCUGGUUCACCGAGCCCCCUUCCGGAAGUAUAUCAAGUUUCACUACCCUUGAGACAGCCUUCAAACAGAACUUCAUCGCAGGAAGAAGACAUCGGAAGACCAGUAUUCACCUCAUGUCGAUCAGGCAACGGAGGGAAGAAGACCUAGCCGACUAUAUCAAGAGAUUCAAUGAAGAAUCGCUCAAGGUCUCCGAUCUGCAGGACAGUGUCGCGUUCACCGCGCUCAUGUCUGGGUUAUAUCCCUCGAGUAGGUUCAAGAUAAAGCUCACGGAGAGUGAGGCCUCGUCAUUCUCAGAAGCCAUGAACCUAGCUCAGAAGUUCAUUCAGGCCUCCGAUAUUUGCAAAACACAUGAAGAGCCUAGCUCUGGGAAGAGAAAGCAUGAAUAUACCCCUCGAGCGGACAACCCCAGGGACGUCCCUCGGAAAGAGAAGGACAAAAGAACCUCGAUUAGAAAACCACUAUAA